This is a messenger RNA of Orussus abietinus, 1650 nucleotides long. RefSeq lists its product as uncharacterized. The transcript has 7 exons. Lineage: Eukaryota; Metazoa; Arthropoda; Insecta; Hymenoptera; Orussidae. The coding region runs from base 112 to 1650 and encodes 512 amino acids. The record is from RefSeq and is a predicted model, not a curated record.
GAGAGGGUGGAUACCUCCGAGAGGCGGACGUACCUUCGCGGUGGUUCAGAAAUGCGCUCGUAGCGAACCGACAACCUGUCGCCCGAAUUUCUGAGUACGCUGAGGAGGAGGAUGGAGGAGCUGGAGACGCUGGAUAACACGGAGUGUCCGGAGUGCCCCGGACCACCCCCGGAGUUCCGGCUUCCGCCACCCCCUCGGCCACCCUUCCUGACGGAGGGCACCUUCUGCUCGGAGGCGCCCCUCGCCGAAUUGGAGGACUGCGUCGCCAUUCCCAUGAUCGACGCAUCCCACCACACGAAUCCGUCUCUCCAGAGCACGGCGCUGAUCAUCACCUGCGCAGUGGUUCUGCUCCUGAUGGCGGCCGUCGUGUCCGUCGUAUUCUGGAAGCACAAGCGGAAAGUGCAGAAUCUGCUGCCGUGCAAGAGUGCGGCGGGCGCAGCGGCUGCGGCCUCGGGGCGCGGUCACGUCCUGCCGGAUGGCCAAGUGCAUCCAGGCAGCGGUCCCGGCAGCGUCCUCUACGAAGAUCUGCCAGACACCCUAGGGCACACGCAGCUACACAACCACCACCGGCUGCCGCACCACCACCCGAACCACACGAGCCAGCCAACGAUCGAGAUGCUCGACGUGAAGGACGGAGGACGUGGGGUCUUUGUCUGCAGCAGCCCCGGACCGGAUCCCUACAGCUCCCAGGACCUCUACAAUCCCGUCUACGAGGAACUCAGCAACGGGGACCAUCCGGAGACGGAUGACGAGAACGAGAUGAACGCUCGCAACCGUCUCCACCAUCAUCACCGCCACCUGUCGUCGUCCAAGGCUGUGAGCGAGGACGAGUUUGCAGAAGACGAGCUCUCGGUUGGCGAGCCGUCGGAGGCCAGGAUGCUGACGUCGGGUGGUCCCACCUGGGGAACCUGUCCAGCAGCCUCCAGGACCGCUCGAGAGCGCCGGGGUAGGAGUCCGAGGAGUCUGGACAGACGUCGCAGGGACAAAAACCACGACGUCGGCGAGUUCCACGAGGGGAUGCUCCUCGAUGCCUUGUUACAGUUAUACCCCAGCGUGGCAGGCGUGGCCGGGGCGAGGAAUUCGACAAACCCGCGGCAACAGUCCGUCCCGUCAGUGGCGCAUAGGCUACCCUACUUUGUACCACCGUUACCGGCAGCCCAGGCCCUCAGAGUGGAGGAGAACCCCUACGAGAGCGUCCCCGUGCUGGGUCCCUUGCAUCACUACUCGGCGGUGCAGAACCGGAAUGGUAAGGAGAAAAUCAGGAAGGCUGAAAAGUACAACAAAUACCCCCAAUACGGCAACGAGUUCUACGGCCUCCGGGGUGGCCAGGACGGAGGACCCGUCUACGCUCAGGUGAAGGACGAGUACUCGGACGCGUACUCGCAGCCCACGGACCGCCUCUACAACGAGGACAAGUACUCCCAGCCUGUGUACUACGGGCCCAGGGACACCGACCACAUGUCCUCCGGGAGGCUCUAUCAGGGCCAGCCUGACAGCAGUUUCGGCAGCGACAGUGGUUACAGCCACCACACCUCGGGUACCACCGGUACCAGCGGUACCAGGGGUAGCUCCUCCAGGACCAACCACAGAAAGGACAAACACCGGAACUCUCACCAUUCCCAACAUUCCGCGGACUACGUAGUGUCCUAG